Messenger RNA from Cantharellus anzutake, 493 nucleotides. RefSeq lists its product as uncharacterized. The coding region runs from base 7 to 426 and encodes 139 amino acids. Lineage: Eukaryota; Fungi; Basidiomycota; Agaricomycetes; Cantharellales; Hydnaceae. Gene Ontology annotation, molecular function: peptidyl-prolyl cis-trans isomerase activity. Gene Ontology annotation, biological process: protein peptidyl-prolyl isomerization. The transcript is spliced from 7 exons. The record is from RefSeq and is a predicted model, not a curated record.
GGAAAAAUGCAUUGGACAGCUCUCCUUGCUCCUUUGUUUCUCUCAACUGUUGCAGUUUCGGCAUCAGACUUUUCUCUCAAGAUUGAUGUGACGCAUUUACCAGCUGAGUGUACUGAAAAAACUUCCAAGGGGGACUCCAUCACAGUGCAUUACACUGGGACACUCCUGGAGGGUGGAAAGAAAUUCGACUCAAGCUUGGACAGAGGGUCACCUUUAGAAUUCCCCGUUGGCACUGGGAGAGUUAUUCGAGGAUGGGACGAAGGGCUCCUCAACAUGUGUGUCGGGGAGAAGCGAACCCUUACCAUCCCAUCUAAAUUGGCAUAUGGCGAACGCGGCUUCCCACCCGUCAUUCCCGCUAAUGCUGACCUAGUCUUCACGACUGAACUCAUCGAGAUCAAGAGGAAAGCUCAGAGAGAGGACUUUUAAAAAUCGAGAACAGCACGCUGUCAUUCAUCGACGAGCGGAUUGAUUAUUUAAUGGUAGUUAUGCAAGG